Molecule: messenger RNA, 270 nt
Organism: Pestalotiopsis fici W106-1
Lineage: Eukaryota; Fungi; Ascomycota; Sordariomycetes; Amphisphaeriales; Sporocadaceae
Exons: 1
Coding region: 1-270 (89 amino acids)
Biological process (GO): RNA processing; spliceosomal snRNP assembly
Cellular component (GO): catalytic step 2 spliceosome; U2 snRNP; SMN-Sm protein complex
Molecular function (GO): RNA binding
Source: RefSeq, a predicted model, not a curated record
AUGAACACGGCGCUGCGGACCGUCAAGAUGACGCCGCGCGGUCAGGACCCCAUCCCGCUCGACACCAUGAACAUUCGCGGCUCCACGAUUCGCUACUUUAUCCUGCCCGACUCGCUGCCGCUCGACACCCUCCUCAUUGACGACUCGGUCAAGCCCAAGAACAAGGCUCGCAAGGAGGUUGCGGACCGCGGCGGACGCGGCGGCCCCAGAGGCGGUCGGGGCAGGGGUCGUGGUGGUGGUAUGCGCGGCGGCCGCGGUCGGGGACGGUAA